Hymenoscyphus albidus is the source of this 2904-nucleotide messenger RNA. Lineage: Eukaryota; Fungi; Ascomycota; Leotiomycetes; Helotiales; Helotiaceae. The record is from the annotation of a GenBank genome assembly.
AUGGCUCAUGGCUGGCUGCUGGCAGAUGUUGCAGCAGGGAAGACCAUGAAAGUUAACUCAUGGGCGGGAGCUUCAUUGAUUGCACCUCAGUAUCUGAUAUCUCACAUCGUACCCUUGCGUCGGCCGAGUUGAAAGACGUAGGUAGUAAUAGUAAUGCGAUCGCUGGAGGAUUCAAGGUACGCUGCGACGCCGUUUACCCCCUCUUUCUCCCUUAUCGGUAGCCGUAACCCUAAGUUGAUGCAGGAAACGAUGGGAAGUCACACGAAGGCACUCCUCCACGCUCGACGCGCUGAAGAAAGCGGUAAAGGCGGACGGUGACCAUAGCCCUUGUGUCUCCGGCCUGCGUUCAGUCUGCUGGAAGGUUCGUUUGUAUCACAGGAAGCACCAUCUUGUACGAACACACAAUUGACUCUCGCUUAGACAUUUUUACUUUUUCAAAAUGUUCAAAUUUCCACAUGGUCACGAGCUCUAGUGGACUCGAGAAGUGCUUACACCUCACUGCGUGAGCAUUUCUUGAGAUAUAUAGAGAAUCCCGAUGAAGUAGGCUCUGCAUUGGAUCCCCUAGACGAUGACCAAAAUGUAGGAUUUCACUCAUCUUCGCAAAGCCCGGUUCACUGAUUCUGAUAGUCCCCUUGGAAUACUCUGCGCCAAGAUGAGCAAAUCCGAGCCGAGAUCUUUCAAGAUGUUGAGAGAUGUAUGCCAGAGGAAGAAUACUUUCGUCAUCCCAAAACUCAACGAAUCUUGUUGGACGUACUGUUUGUCUUCUGUAAGAUAAAUCAGGAUGUGGGAUAUCGACAGGGGAUGCACGAAGUACUGGCUCCAAUUCUGUGGGUGAGUCGUUUUUCUUACUUCAUAAAUUCAAGAGUUGCAAUUACCGUGAGAAACGAGGAAAAUACAUGAUCAUGGGAUUAAUCGACUUAAAAGGUGGUUGAGCAAGAUGCCAUCGAUCAAGCAAGCUAUGCAUCUUCCUCGGUUUCGGAAGCAGAUGAGACCCUUAUAGAAAUCUUGGAUUCGGCCUUCAUUGAACACGAUGCUUUUACCAUCCUGUCUCUGGUUAUGCGUUCAGCGAAGGCUUUCUAUGAGCUCGGCGAGCCGGAUCGAAAAUCGAGUGACGUGAACAUGGCCCAGCAGCAAGCGGCUUCCCCCAUCGUGGAGCGAAGUAAAAGAAUACAUGAAGAAUAUCUGGCUCGAUUGGACCCGGAGCUUGCUACACACCUAACAAAUAUCGAGAUUCUCCCCCAGAUCUUUAUAAUGUAGGUUUGUUCGCUAUCUUUAUGUUGCUCCCAAAAAUAAAAAAACAUACUUACGACCGUCAGACGUUGGAUCAGACUUCUUUUUGGGCGCGAAUUCCCCUUCGAUCAGCUAUUAGCUCUCUGGGAUACGUUACUUGCAGAAGAUCCUGCUCUUGAUGUAGUAGACAUGAUAUGUGUAGCCAUGCUGCUGAGAAUAAGAUGGCAAUGUAAGACUUUUUCAUUUUUUUCAUUCAGUUUCUUUGAAACUUACUCGCUUGUAGUGAUAGAAGCAAAUUAUUCUGUGGCCCUGAUGCUCCUACUAAAGUAUCCUUCGCCUGCCCCCCCACAUGAACCACGGUCAUUUGUUGAUGAUGCCAUAUACCUUCGAGAUAACUUUAGUAUCGCUGGUGGGUCAACAAUCAUUUCCAAGUAUGGAGCGAAAGCUCCUAAUAUUAAACCAUUAGAUUCUCGACCAUCAACUCCAUCAAGUCGAGUGGUAAGCCCAGAACAAAGAUUAUCAAGAACCAAAUCACCACUUCCCUCUCCAUCUCGAUAUCUGCAGCAGCAAGGUGGAGUUGAAGCACUUUUCAGAGGCGCUGCUAAAGGUGUGCUGGAGCGAGGUGAGCGCCUUGGGAUAAACCAGGCCUUGAGAGAUGCUGUUGGAGAGGUGCGACAAAACAUGCAAAGCCUUCAAGCAUCAAGAAGCAAUUCUGCAAGAGGUUUCAGGACCACAGAUGGAACACGGUGGUCCCUUGAUGAUGGGAGGCCGGUUCCUACCGCUAAAGCUGCAAUGUCAGCUAUGAACAACCGUAACAAGCAACUGGCGCGUAUGCUUGAGGCGGCGAUGUCUGACUUACGACAUGUCUCUAAUGACAACGAAAGCAAAAAGAAGAAUUGUGUGGAGGCUAUGGAUCUUGCAAUUGCCAAGGUCGACUUUGUUAGGAUAUAUCUGGAGGAUGCCACCAUGCCUCUACCUCCAGAUUCCCCUCCACUCGCGCCUUCAAGCAAUUCAACAGAAGCAUCCGUUUCGCCUCCAAAAACUCUACUCGAACCGCCGUUGGAUAUCGCGCCAAAGUCAAAGUCUGUUGAUGCCGAAACGCCUGAACCCGAAAAAGAAGAACCCCAGGAAUCAAAGCUACGAACCGUAGCCAUAAGCCCAUUGUUAAGUGCAGACAAUCGAAUAGCUCAUAAAGACAAGGAGAAUAUAGCAUCGGAAGAUUCAACCAAAGUCGCAGAUGACCCAAUUUCCCAAGCUGCACUACUUCCAAGGCCAAGGGCACCCGUUCCAACGCACUCUAGCAUAGCACAGUCGUAAGUAUACCAAGUCCUGUCCAUUUUUAUUUUGUUUUGAAGACGGCAAGGGCCAGACCACGAAUAAGUUUACGUAUGCUGAUACAUAAACAGCUCAUUUAGCUGGAUGCUUGAGCCAGAUCCGCAUUCAGGUUCCUUUAAGUCUUCUCCCCCAAAAUCACCCUCGCCGUUUUCGAAAUCGGCUAGAAAACUAACGUCAGGUCAUGGACGAGAAAAGGCUGCAUUCUUAUUCGGCGAGGAACCAGGAGAAGCGAGUAUGACGAGCACUAGGUUACCUCUGUUGGGUGACGCAAAAGAGGGGUUUCACCUAGGGACCAUUAAGGGUGGUGACAAAACUAAGACGAUUGCCGAGGAUGGUUGA